This is a messenger RNA of Amphibalanus amphitrite, 1692 nucleotides long. RefSeq names its product neuropeptide F-like. Bases 108 to 377 code for a protein of 89 amino acids. The record is from RefSeq and is a predicted model, not a curated record. The transcript is spliced from 3 exons. NCBI's taxonomy places the organism in Eukaryota, Metazoa, Arthropoda, Thecostraca, Balanomorpha, Balanidae.
ACACCGGUACGUCUUGGCCCGGCCACAGGCGCAGAGGGUCGUCUCGAGCAGCGCCGUCUCGAUCGGAGGACCCACGGCACCGGCACCGCUCAAUCGCCCACACAGCCAUGAGGGACAGCAUGCGACUGGCACUGGCACUACUGCUCACGGCUCUGCUGGUGCUGCCCAGACAUCACGUGACCGCCUCGGAGCCACGUGACCUGAGGUCAGCCGGCAGCGGCGAGAUGCUAUCCGGCGACAUCGACAACUACCUCAGCGAGCUCAAGGAUUUCUACACGAAAGUCGGCAGGCCCAGGUUCGGCAAACGCAGCACCCGCGUCCGGCGGUGGCGCACGGUGGCGUCACUCGGUGACGUCAUACACGAGCUGCGCUUCUGAACGCGUGCCGGCAUUGCGGGCGACCGCUCCUCGGCCGCGCGAACAGCUGUGAGCUGAGGACGACGCCGGUUCGAAUCCCAUCGAGUCGCCGCGACUUUAACGACGGACAGCCGCUGAGAGGGCUAAGGAGAGAAGAUAAAAAGGAGGACGACUGAAGCGCAAGUCGGAAAUGGUUGGGAGAUUGGCCGCCAAAACCCAGCUACCCGUGAAAAUCGCCACCGAACCGCGGUUUCAGCUACAACGGUCAUGAUCGGAUACUGUAUUGUCUGCCGCGUGAGAGAGGGAGAGAGAGAGAGAGAGAGAGAGAGAGAGAGAGAGAGAGAGAGAGAGAGAGAGAGAGAGAGAGAGAGAGAGAGAGAGAGAGAGAGAGAGAGAGAGAGAGAGAGAGACGCUUCAUCGUCGAUUUUGUCAUCUUUGGAUGUCGACACCGGUGACGUCUCGGUCGGGCCGACUGCUGAAAUGUUCUCGAUUUGGUCGGCGGCGCUGUGCGAAUCCUCGUUCUCUCUGAGCUGUCGGCCGCCGAAAGGUCGACCAUUCAGUGUCGGACUGAUAUAGUGGCGAGGCUUAAUAUCUGCACAUAUGAGCUGAUGAGAGUAUUCCAAUGGCAUUGUUCUCUUAUUUGCAUAUGAAUAUGAGAUUGAAUGGCCUCAUUCAGACCGCAUUACUUACUUUGAAUGACUCCUAAUAGUUACCAGAAACGCACUGUUCUGAAUCCAGAGGCUGGAGGAAGCAUUAGUGGUAUUUAGAAAUGGUUAUGGUUCACCUGGCUGGUCGUUAAGCGAACUUAUCACAUAUGCUGCUGGAUAUUACUUAAUGACAUAUUGUUUCUAUAUGUUGUAUUUGCCUGUGUGAUAUAAGUCGUUAUAUUUAUGCUAUCCUGCUUUGUAUUAUUUGAUAUUGAAAGGAAAAUAUGUUUACCAUGGUCAUAUGAGGUGCUUCGUUUGCUCGAUGUGAUAUAGUCCAGUUUAAGACAUGAUCGCAAUUAGGGCGCCCAAAGUUACCAUAGUCAUAGGAGAACAAUGCUGUAGACAUUUAUUUGUUGUUAAUUUUUUCGAAGUUUAGCAUGUAUAGCACGUUAUGUACCUAGUAAUGAUUGAUUGCUUAUCUGUGUUUAAAUAGCACACGUUAUAAUGCAUUUUGCCAUUUUAUGAGCCACACGUCAUGGCCAAAAGGUGUACGGUUAUUGGGGUCAGCAAUGCAUCAGGUUCCCACCAUCCAAACAACUUUUCUGACGAUUGAAGAUCAGCUUCGUACCAAAUACAAAUAAUGCAAAUGUUUCACCGUGACACAUGAAACAUCUGAGGCUGGCAUGAAA